This is a messenger RNA of Mya arenaria, 1382 nucleotides long. RefSeq lists its product as uncharacterized. Lineage: Eukaryota; Metazoa; Mollusca; Bivalvia; Myida; Myidae. The transcript is spliced from 2 exons. The record is from RefSeq and is a predicted model, not a curated record. The coding region runs from base 61 to 852 and encodes 263 amino acids.
AUAAAGAGGCAGUUGUUUUAUUCAGUCAAGUUUAGAACCCAUUCUGUGAAUCGGGUCAGAAUGGUUCAAACGAUUGAAAUACGGCUAUUUAUAUGUUAUUUGAUUCUCGGAGGACUUGUUGGGUCGAUGGGAAAAGACUUGCAACAGUUAGGUGAUGAGGGUCGAAAUAAAACUUCCGAAUAUCGGAAAAGAACGUCAGCUCUUAGAACGCCAUCUUUCACGAAAAAAGACGAACCAGAUGUUGGAUUGUCAAAGAAUGUUUCUCAACAGAAAAUAACAGUAAAAGAGAUUGGAUUAUUACAGCAAAACACUUACUUCGAUGCAUACAGGACAAAUCGUUUUAGAAGAUACUCAAAACAUGUAAACAACUUGACAGACACUAAAGAAUGCGAAAUGAAAGUCCAUUACAGGACUUUGAAUGCUUUUGUUCAUCUUAUAGGGAGAUACGAAUCCAAUUACGUGUUUCUUGGACUCCAGCCCUCGAAGGGUUCAGGUAUAACGAUCAGGAGCAACCCAGAUGUAGUAGACGGGAAUACCUGGAUCUGGACUUUUAAGGGUAAGGACGGAGCCGUGGAGUUUUUGAGAUGGCCAGUCGAGUUUGGAGUAUGGUCGAUUGGAAUGUUGUAUCAGUCCGUUCUACAAAAGCCGAUUGUGCCAUCAGUUGUUUUAACGAGAGUCAGUGGAGAUUGCUCCAACCUAACGGUUGGAAACGUAAAAGAUGACCUUGUGAUUAGUAAGGCGCUAAAUGCGAUCACUCUUGGGUUGAUGAGCAAUUAUUCGGAUGGGGCUAAGUUCGGAGCAAGCUUCUUUUGUUACAUAAGAAAACGAAGCAUCCAUGCAAAUGCUAUGUGAAAACGUUGCAUGUCCGUGCGAAGUUUUUGAACGUGUUUGCUGCAGUUAUAGAUACAACAAAACCACCUUGAAACGUAAUGUUGUUUGUCCAGAAUAUGAAUUCAAGUAUGCCACUAUAUCGUAUAUGUUACCCAUUAUGUUGGCCACUAUUAUAUUUAUUUACUUUCCAAUACUUUUAUUGUUUGUCACGUACAAACUACUUGACGAUACACACUCAACCUAUGUGGUACAAAGCAAUAUACAACAAGGUUUAUCAGAAUCAGAUAACGGAUAUCAGGAUGUAAAAUUAGGCGGUCACUGUCUCACUCCAGAAAUUUAUCUAUUAGAGGGAUAUAAACACGUAUGCUUUUUCGAAUCAAUAUUUAUGCCCCUUAUUACCUUUAAGAGAGCUAUUUUUACGUUUCAAACGCGUUUUAUAUGUUUGGUCUUUGAUAGAUUUACAAGAGUAGGUUUCCCCUUAAUAACUCUGAGUAUACUUGGUAUUCAAUCAUAAUCUGAUUACACAUAUCUUCACAGUAUCAUAACGACGA